CAGCACUGCUUCCGGUCGGUGGCGCUUCGCUCUGGCCCGAGCCAGGUCAGUCGGGGAGUGCAGCUUGCCCAUCCCGGGCUCUGGGCUCCUAGACCAGGGGUGGGCCCUGCCAGGAGUGGGCCUGAGCCUCGCACGUCCUCUGAAACUACGCUGUGCUCUGCCUUUGCGGCGCGACGGGCGUGGGAGCGGGGGCUGCCCAAAGGUGCGCUGGGGUUGGAGGAAGUGGCCCGGUAGCCGCUCUGUGUCCUGAGGCCGUAAGGCCCCGACCCCACCCUUGAAGCUGGCGACGGAGCAGGGCCCGUUUUCUCUACACAAUAGUCAUGAUCCGCUGGGCCCCCAGCGCAUCUCCUGGAAGAGGCCACUCACCCUGGACGAGCUCUUCGGUAGCCUCAGACCGUCCUUGAAGAGGAUGACUGAGACAUUAUGGGCCACGCGCUGUGUGUCUGCUCUCGGGGAACUGUCACCAUUGAGAAUAAGCGCUACCUCUUCAUCCAGAAACUGGGGGAGGGCGGGUUCAGCUAUGUGGACCUAGUGGAAGGGUUACAUGAUGGACACUUCUACGCCCUGAAGCGAAUCCUGUGUCACGAGCAGCAGGACCGGGAGGAGGCCCAGCGAGAAGCCGACAUGCAUCGCCUCUUCAAUCACCCCAACAUCCUUCGCCUGGUGGCUUACUGUCUGCGGGAACGGGGUGCUAAGCAUGAGGCCUGGCUGCUGCUACCGUUCUUCAAGAGAGGUACGCUGUGGAAUGAGAUAGAAAGGCUGAAGGACAAAGGCAACUUCCUGACCGAGGAUCAAAUCCUUUGGCUGCUGCUGGGGAUCUGCAGAGGCCUUGAGGCCAUUCAUGCCAAGGGUUAUGCCCACAGGGACUUGAAGCCCACCAAUAUAUUGCUCGGAGAUGAGGGGCAGCCAGUUUUAAUGGACUUGGGUUCCAUGAAUCAAGCAUGCAUCCAUGUGGAGGGCUCCCGCCAGGCUCUGACCCUGCAGGACUGGGCAGCCCAGCGGUGCACCAUCUCCUACCGAGCCCCAGAGCUCUUCUCUGUGCAGAGUCACUGUGUCAUCGAUGAGCGGACUGAUGUCUGGUCCCUAGGCUGUGUGCUAUAUGCCAUGAUGUUUGGGGAAGGCCCUUAUGACAUGGUGUUCCAAAAGGGUGACAGCGUGGCCCUUGCUGUGCAGAACCAACUCAGCAUCCCACAGAGCCCCAGGCAUUCUUCAGCAUUGCGGCAGCUCCUGAACUCGAUGAUGACCGUGGACCCGCAUCAGCGUCCUCACAUUCCUCUCCUCCUCAGUCAGCUGGAGGCGCUGCAGCCCCCAGCUCCUGGCCAGCAUACUACCCAAAUCUGAAAAAGCAGCAUGUUGAGAAGAUGGCCGCUUGUGCCUUGGAAAGAGGUUCCCAUCGUCAUUGGAAUCUCCACCCAUUCCAUCCAGGACUUCUCUUACACUUGGGGGCAGCGGGGUCAGGACAAUCAUCUCAGUCCUGCAUCUGCUCUUCUGCUUUCUUCUCUCCAAGAGCAAAACCUGGGCAAGGGGACUUACUGAGUGGGGGUGGGUGGGGGUUGGGAAAAGGGAAACUGGUGGGAUAUGGAACAUGGCUCUGAGCAGGACUUUUGAGCUCACAUAGUGUUCUGACUCCAAAUCUGGGAGUAGGAGAAUGUAUAAACAAGAAUAAAGUGGAAGCAGGUUGGUGUGGA
Messenger RNA from Symphalangus syndactylus (siamang), 1688 nucleotides. It is a transcript of the gene STK16, whose product is annotated as serine/threonine kinase 16. Gene Ontology annotation, biological process: protein phosphorylation. Gene Ontology annotation, molecular function: protein serine/threonine kinase activity; ATP binding. The record is from RefSeq and is a predicted model, not a curated record. NCBI's taxonomy places the organism in Eukaryota, Metazoa, Chordata, Mammalia, Primates, Hylobatidae. Gene Ontology annotation, cellular component: Golgi apparatus; cytoplasm.